CGUACGUUUGGUGCAGUCGAAGCUUGCACAAUGUUGGGAUAGCUAGCUACUGUAGCUAGCUAAAUUAAAGUUAUUUCAUUCAUUGAACAUAACGUAUUUGAUUUUAGUUCCCUAAACUCGGUCGGUGCAAGUUAUUAUUGCAAACAUAAGGUGCUUGUUCACCGUUUACAUGAUGCUUUUCCCGGCCUAAGAUUUGUGGUUGUAAUGUGAUUGUCACUCACGAAUUGUUUUGUUGUAGAUAGCUACUGUACUUUGCUAGCUAAUAACUAAGUUUAACUAUCUCGCAUUGUAGGAUAGAUAACCGAUUUAUGGCGUUGUGGAUGGUUUUGAUAACAGUCGCAUGAUAGUGAGCUAGCUAGCUGUACAAGUCGAUAAUAAAAACCGUAUUGAUAGCAACUAAUGCUGACCAUGUUUUGAUCCAUUGUAGCCAAGUUGUACUCGUCCCAUUGAAGCCUGAGCCGAGAUGUAUCGUCCCAAACCGACACUUCAGGACCGCCAGCACCUUAACCGGCUGAUCAUCAGCCAGCUGUUGUAUGAUGGUCACACCAACAUGGCUAACAACCUGAUCACAGAGGUCAAGCCGCAAAGCGUCUUGUCGCCCUCAGAAAACCUCAUGCAGCUGGCCAAGAUAGGCAUGGAGAAUGACGACAGUGUGGUGCAGUAUGCCAUCGGGCGGUCUGACAUGGAGGCUCCGGGCGUUGGCAUCGACCUGGAGUUUGACGCUGACGUCCAGAGCAUGUCCCCCGAGGCGUCUGAGUACGAGACUUGCUACGUGACGUCCCAUAAAGGUCCCUGUCGCGUCGCCACAUACAGCCGGGACGGGCAGCUCAUCGCUACGGGCUCGGCAGACGCCUCCAUCAAAGUCCUGGACACAGAACGCAUGCUGGCCAAGAGGCCCAUAGAGGUGAUGAUGAAUGAGACGGCCCAGCAGAACAUGGAGAACCACCCUGUGAUCAGAACACUGUACGACCACGUGGACGAGGUCACGUGUCUGGCGUUCCACCCCACGGAACAGAUCCUGGCAUCAGGGUCACGUGACUACACCCUCAAACUGUUCGACUACUCCAAGCCCUCUGCCAAGAGGGCCUUCAAACACGCACAGGAAGCCGAGAUGCUGCGGUCCAUCUCUUUCCACCCGUCAGGCGACUUCCUGUUGGUGGGAACGCAGCACCCGACCCUCCGCCUCUACGACGUCAACACCUUCCAAUGCUUCGUCUCCUGCGGCAGCUACGUGACGUGCAGUAAGGACGGAGACGGCGUGUCUAACCGCUGUGUGAUGACGUUUGAUAAGGCUCAUGACGGGGCGGAGGUCUGCUCCGCUGUCUUCUCUAAGAACUCCAAGUACGUCCUCUCCACUGGGAAAGACUCGGUCGCCAAACUCUGGGAGAUCUCCACCGGACGCACCUUGGUCAAAUACACAGGUGCUGGUCUGAGUGGUCGUCAGGAACAUCGUACCCAGGGUGUCUUCAACCACACAGAGGACUAUGUUCUGUUGCCUGAUGAGAGGACCGUCUCUCUCUGCUGCUGGGACUCUCGGUCUGCAGAGAGGAAGAACCUUCUGUCCCUGGGUCACAACAACAUUGUCCGCUGUAUCGUCCACUCCCCCACCAACCCAGGGUUCAUGACCUGUAGUGAUGUCUUCAGGGCUCGCUUCUGGUACAGACGUUCUACCACCGACUGAGACCCCUUUGUUCUACCACCGACUGAGACCCCUCUGGUGUCUUGAUGCACCAUUAAUUACUGAGUGACAUGGGGCCAGUUUCCCAGACACAGAUGAAGUCCUAGUCCAGGACUAAAAAUCAGUCUCAAUUGAGAUUGUCCAUUUAAAAUAUUGUCCCAGAUGAGGUUUAUUAAUCUGUGUCUGGGUAACUGGCCCUUAGAGCCCAAACUCACCAUGACCAUCUCUUCUGAGCCGAGGGGUGUUAAGCAGCCAACCAUAGCUUCUAACCUGCAGAACCCUGUUUCAUAUGAGAUGAUGUCCUGUCUGCAGUUGAGACAAAUCUGUAGUUUCCCUCAUUAAAAUGCAAAUCAAUUUAUAACAUUUUUGACAUGCGUUUUUCUGGAUUUUUGUUGUUGU
This is a messenger RNA of Coregonus clupeaformis (lake whitefish), 2077 nucleotides long. Its product is annotated as cleavage stimulation factor subunit 1-like. Gene Ontology annotation, molecular function: protein binding; RNA binding. Gene Ontology annotation, biological process: mRNA 3'-end processing. NCBI's taxonomy places the organism in Eukaryota, Metazoa, Chordata, Actinopteri, Salmoniformes, Salmonidae. The record is from RefSeq and is a predicted model, not a curated record. Gene Ontology annotation, cellular component: mRNA cleavage stimulating factor complex.